AUGUCUUUUGAGCUCACACCUUCGUCUUUCAGUGAUGACGGUCUUGCCAUCAAAUUAGGACAAUUCGGUGUGGAUGGUAUAAACAACAUUUUGGAACAGAACAACAUGUCCGGAAAUUGUUCUCAUCUAAUUCUUCAUCAGGUUCACUCGGUGUCUCGUUAUGUCCUUCCUGAAGAACAGAUGCGAACUACAGCGAUUUACGAUGUCACAUUCCAAGUAUCGCCUUCUGCAGGAUUGUUCCAGGUUUGUGAUCGCUUCGGUUUAUCUCCAGUGGAUACCGAAAUUCAAAAUUGA
This is a messenger RNA of Strongylus vulgaris, 294 nucleotides long. The record is from the annotation of a GenBank genome assembly. NCBI's taxonomy places the organism in Eukaryota, Metazoa, Nematoda, Chromadorea, Rhabditida, Strongylidae.